UUGUUUCGGAAAGGUGUGUAUUAUCCAAGUUUCGCUCGGACGAAUAAGGUGUCAAAAUACAACCCAAAAACAAACUUAAAAAUGGUCCAUUACGAAAAGUCAAUAACCGUCAUAAGAGGGACUUUGCUGUGCAUGAACUUCGUCACUUGGUUGAUCGCACUAGCUGUUAUCGGUCUUUGUUUUUGGCUGAGGUUUGACAGCGACAUCCAAGAAUGGGUAUCAAUGGUUGAAAUCCAGUCCUUCUAUAUUGGCCUUUAUAUCAUAAUCAUAGCAGCUAUACUCGUCUCGGCCACCGGUUUUGUCAGCUGUGCUGCAACUGUUUCUGAUAAUUCAACCUUAAUUGCAGCUAAUGUCGUAAUGCAACUGCUGCUGUUUAUCCUCGGAAUGGCUGGAGUUGCAGUGUUAAUGGAUAAUAGCACGUUUAGGUCAGCAGUGCAUCCGGUUAUUAAGGCGAUGAUGCUCAAAUUAAUCAUUCUAUACCCAGCUUAUGAUGAUGCGACUGCAACACUGUCCACACUUCAGACAAAUAUCGGCUGCUGUGGGGCCGAAGGUCCAGAUGAUUAUAUCAACCUGAGAAGACCCUUACCGACAAACUGCAGAGACACGGUUACUGGAAAUGCUUAUUAUUAUGGUUGCGCAGAUGAGCUGACAUGGUUCCUAGAGCAACGAUCGGCAUGGGUUAGUGGACUCGUUAUCUUUCUCUGCUGUAAAAAAAUCGUCAACGCUGUUCUUUCCAUUGUUUUGAUGCAAAUAUUGAAACUCCAAGAGGAAGACAUUCGUGGUUAAUAAACCUGCCUUUUUAUAUUUUUUAUAUUUCUAUACUUUAUAUUAUAUGGAAGUAUAUUAUGUGAGAACUAGUCAAACAAAUUUCUAUUACAUUUAAUCUGCUCAGAUUCUUCAUUUUUAUUAAUACAGACAUAAAUGAUUUAAGUACAAAUAACAAUCUCCAAUUUUUUUAAAAAACAUAUCGAUCAAACUUUGUUUGUAAAAAUAUCCUCACUUCUUGUCCUAUAUGGUACAAAAAAUGUACCUGCACAAAAAUUAUGGUUUAUUUUAUUUUUAUGCCUUUAUUUUUGACACAAGAUGUUACUUUUAACUGAAUAUUAAACAUAAUAAGAUUUAUAUUAUUAUUUUAAUUAUAUUUUGUGUAAUUUUUACAUUGAUUUUAAGUAAAAUGAGUAUAUUAUUUUAAAAAAAGAAAAAAAAGUGGUGGUAUUUGUUACCAUACUAGUAAUUGAUUUUGGUUUGGAAAAUGCUUUAUUUACCUGUUGUAAAUAUUUUACAUUUACCAACCACAAAAAGUUUUCAGUUUAUAUUAAUGUAACUAAUUUUAAUAUUUUUUUGUCUAAUAAAUUUGAGUAUAUAA
Messenger RNA from Cimex lectularius (bed bug), 1366 nucleotides. RefSeq names its product tetraspanin-2A (gene Tsp2A). The record is from RefSeq and is a predicted model, not a curated record. The coding region runs from base 82 to 786 and encodes 234 amino acids. NCBI's taxonomy places the organism in Eukaryota, Metazoa, Arthropoda, Insecta, Hemiptera, Cimicidae. The transcript has 4 exons. Gene Ontology annotation, cellular component: membrane.